Heteronotia binoei (common prickly gecko) is the source of this 2700-nucleotide messenger RNA. It is a transcript of the gene TFEB, whose product is annotated as transcription factor EB. The transcript is spliced from 9 exons. NCBI's taxonomy places the organism in Eukaryota, Metazoa, Chordata, Lepidosauria, Squamata, Gekkonidae. Gene Ontology annotation, biological process: humoral immune response; positive regulation of DNA-templated transcription; regulation of transcription by RNA polymerase II. The record is from RefSeq and is a predicted model, not a curated record. Bases 289 to 1668 code for a protein of 459 amino acids. Gene Ontology annotation, molecular function: RNA polymerase II cis-regulatory region sequence-specific DNA binding; DNA-binding transcription factor activity, RNA polymerase II-specific; protein dimerization activity. Gene Ontology annotation, cellular component: nucleus.
AGGAAGUUGAAGAGGGAGAAGGUGACAGUAAAUGAGGGGGAGGUAGAGCUGUCCGUAGCUUACCAGGGGUUGGGGAAAUAGACGCGCCCCAGGCAACGGACAGGGGAGUAAGUGUGACAAGUGGACUAUCUGGUGACAAGAGACAGCGCGACAGGAAAAGGCGAGGCAAAGAGAGGUCACCGAAGUUGGAUCAAGUUUACUAAGUGGCUUUGGUGGUUUCCCUCUAAGUGGUCUGACCUUCACGGGAGGGAUUUUAAGUGUCCCUUGGGCAGAAUCAAAGCGUGCGCCAUGGCGUCACGCAUUGGCCUGCGGAUGCAGCUCAUGCGAGAGCAAGUACAACAAGAGGAACAACGGGAGCGCAUGCAGCAGGAGGCAAUGAUGCAUUACAUGCAGCAGCAGCAGCAAAUGCCAAUGACUCCAACCCCUGCCAUCAACACACCAGUUAAUUUCCAGUCCCCACCCUCUGUGCCUGGAGAAGUCUUAAAGGUUCAGUCCUUCCUGGAGAACCCUACCACGUAUCACCUGCAAAGGUCACGAGACAAGAAGGUCCAAGAAUACUUGUCAGAAACCUAUGGGAACAAGUUUGCUCCUCUGCUCCGUGCUCCAUCUCCCAAGCCUCCCCCUUCAGUCUCACCUGGCAUCCGGCCAAGCCAUGUCAUGUCCUCUUCUACAGGAAACAGCACCCCAAACAGUCCAAUGGCCAUGCUUAACAUUGGCUCUAACCCGGAGAGGGAGAUAGAUGAUGUUAUUGAAGACAUCAUGCAGCUGACGACUACUGUGGGAUGUAUUAAUCCAGAAAUUCAUGUGCCCAAUACUCUACCUCUCUCCAGCAGCCAUAUGAAUGUGUACAGCAGUGACCCCCAGUUGACAUCAUCUCUGGUUGGCAUCACCAGCAGCUCCUGCCCUGCUGAUCUCACCCAGAAGAGAGAGCUCACAGAUGCUGAGAGUCGUGCUCUGGCAAAGGAACGUCAGAAAAAGGACAAUCAUAAUCUGAUUGAAAGAAGACGAAGGUUCAACAUUAAUGAUCGUAUUAAGGAACUGGGAAUGCUGAUCCCUAAAGCUGGAGACUUGGAUGUACGCUGGAACAAAGGGACAAUCUUGAAAGCCUCUGUGGAUUACAUCAGAAGGAUGCAGAAAGAUCUUCAGAGGUCACGAGAUCUUGAGAAUCAUUCUCGGCGCUUGGAAAUGGCAAACAAACAACUCUGGCUCCGCAUACAAGAGCUAGAGAUGCAGGCUAGAGUCCACGGGCUGCCAGCCACUUCACCCUCUGGCAUGAAUGUGGCUGAAUUAGCUCAUCAGGUUGUAAAGCAAGAGGUCUCUGGGGAGGAGGGGACAACAACAGAGAUCCAGCAGCAGCCAGCACUACAUCCUGAUCAGGAGGCUCAGCACCAACCUUCCUAUGCUCCUCCCCGGUCCCCGUACCAUCAGCUGGACUUCACUCACAACCUGAGCUUUGAUGAGAACUCCAGAGGAUUCCAUGACACGCUGGACCCCAGCCAAAAUGUAUCCUUCCCCUCCUUGUCCAAGAAGGAGUUGGACUUGAUGUUAAUGGAAGAUACCAUGCUGCCUGUGGCGUCCAACCCCUUGUUCUCUGCUGUGUCUCCCGAGGCUUCAAAGGCUAGCAGUCGCAGAAGCAGCUUCAACAUGGAGGAUACAGACAUGCUGUGAUUGGAAAUGUCCAAAGGAGAAAAGACUAGGAGUCAAAUAUUGUUGUGAAGAUUCAUAUCUUUCUCUCUGCCUUAUCCCUGCAUAUCUUGUCAAGGAUUUGCAGGACUAAACAGAAAUGGAUCCUGAACAGGUGGCUGUUUGUGCCAGGGGGAGGGUGGGUGCCAGCCCAAGGAUCAACGCCAGCUCUGGAAUGUUAACCCUCCACAGUUUCCCUGCUGCCCCAGCUUGCCAAAAACUGAGCGGCCCUGCCUCACUUGCCAUGGCCACAGGACAAUCAUGGUCUUGCAGUCCUAUUUCAGCCUCUGUGAUUCCUGCAGGUGCAUCUCAGGUGCCUUCAUGCCACAUGCCCUGCAAAACCUCCAUGAGUGUUUUGUCAACAGUGUAAUCUUGGUGUUGAUGAUGAUCAGACAAAAGCUUGUUCUCUUUGAAAAGCAGCUUUAACUGAGUAUUGAUGCUAAUGUAUUCUCACAAACCAAUGUGUCUCUGAAGGAUCUCUGUGCCCUUUGCUCUCCCCCCACCUCCUCAGAUGCUGUCUCCAGGCAGUUGACAGCAAUAGUUUGCUUACACUCCUGGGCCUCCUUUCCUCAAUAGGGCAGAGAUAUCCAGUACACUCUGCAAGAGGGGGAGUGUGGUGCUACUGGCUAAUGGUAUAUGAUAAAUUGCUUUGUAUCAGUCCUAUGGUGUGAUGAAGUGAAAGUAUUAGAACUCUCACAAAAUAUCUCCAAAGUUAGAUGUUCAACUGGGGUGCAACAAUCUUAAUUAAAUUAUUUGCUGGCUUUCAAAAUGCACGCCCCAUUAAAGUAUGUUUCAGACUCCUGGUCAGAGCUCAGGUUUUUAAGGUCUGAUUUUGGAUUUGACCCCUCUUUUGCUUUGUCUGCUUGCCUACAAUGCAAGGCAGCCACAUGUGUAUGUGAGGGUGUACACCUAAAGGCUUUUUGGUUGUUGUUGUUUUUUGCUGGAGCAAUUUGCCAAGCAAGAAUUGUCAAACUGCUUUUUAAAAAAUUUAAAAUUAAGAUUGGCAGCUGUAAAACA